Messenger RNA from Bactrocera tryoni, 1866 nucleotides. RefSeq lists its product as uncharacterized. Lineage: Eukaryota; Metazoa; Arthropoda; Insecta; Diptera; Tephritidae. The coding region runs from base 1 to 1578 and encodes 525 amino acids. The transcript has 3 exons. The record is from RefSeq and is a predicted model, not a curated record.
AUGUCCCGUAGACAGCGUGUUGUCGUAAUAGUGGAUGAGGAUGUACGCGGAGGCGAUCCCGAAGAGUUUCGCAACGUUUUGGAUCUCUCCAUGUCCAUACCGUCAUCCGCGCUGAAAAGCUUCAAGUCAGCCACUUACGCCAAAUGGGCAACGCAUGCGCACACACAGCCGCUGCGUUUCGAUUGUGUGGGCACAACACGAAACGCAUUCGUACGCGCCGAAUAUGCCAUGCUCAUGGACGAACUAUUUCUAAAUAAAUCCAGUUGCUGCUUGCUGCAAUUCUUUCCGCUACGCGAAUGCCAAAUAUCAUUUUUAUGCAAUUUACUCGUCUCCGAGGUGGACAAGCGCAUCAUGACAAUGCAGGCCAGGUUAAUGAAGAUCAAGGUGGAAUAUUAUGAUCUACGCAAGUAUGAUGUCGUCAAUUUCCUCGGCUCCAGCCAACCACGUUCGACCACGAAGAAUAAACGCCAUUCACGUCCACAGAAUAUAUUUAGUAAUACCUUGGAAUUAUUGCGUUGGCUGCAAACCCGUUACCUGCAGCUCUUCGCCAAGGGUCAAGGCACUGAAAACAUGGACGUGGAGUUCACUUUUAGUGACACACAGACACGCAUCCACACCGUGCGCCUCUCUGUUAUGCAUGUCUUUCUCUGUCACAUGGAUAGCGAUACGAAGACUUGUCUUCGUAAUUGUUUCGAGAAUAUAAAUAGCGCGAAACGUGGUCGAAAGAGUAUUAUGCUUACCGAUUGCCUGCGCGAAAUACUGGGACCAAAAGACAACUGGUUUACCUGGUUCGUCUUCCAUGUGCCGAUAGCGAAAGGUCGUGGUAUAAUCAUUGAUGAUCAACUGAAUUUAGCGAGUUCUGCGUACGCCGGUAUCAAUGCGAAAGACUCUUCAGAUGUCAAAGCGCCGGACGAUUUCGAUUUAAGCAGCUUGCUCUCCUUCUUACACGUCUCUAGCGGUUCACAGCUGACUGUCAAUUCGCAACUGGGCGCGUCCACCUUAAGUAUGGCACAAAAUACUCCAACCUUUAUUGCAGCUAAUUCGUCCCGCUCGAUAUCCAACAGAUUAAAGAACAAGAAUAAUCAGACCUAUAAUCUGAAUACCUGGUAUACGAAAAUGGAUCAGCUGGUGCCGGCGGUGCUUAAACAUAUCCACAGUUUGUACGAGUAUAAAUAUCGUGAAAAUAUACAAAAAAUUUGUUUCGAACUCAAGCACAUGUUAAGCUUUAGCUCGCUCCGUCCAUCGAACAGUAAUUGUUGCAUGGGUCGUGAAGCUGAACGCUCGGAGUCGUUAGAUAAGCUCGAAAAGAAUUAUCUCAUGAUCAUAAGAGAGUUCAUACGUUUGGCUAAAGAGAUUGAGAAUUCGCCGGAUAGCGCGAUCUUGCGUGUCUAUCUCGAUGCCAAGAAGAAGGAGAUAAAAGAUUAUGCUACGAGCUGCAAAUUGCGUCAUCUGGAGACAUGCCAGAACUCGCUAAUCGAAACGAUUAAAGGCGAAAGAAAUCUGCUCACCAAAACUGGUACAAAUAUUGAGUUUAUAAAAUAUCCAUCCUUCAAGGCUACCAUAUCGGGCAAAGCAUAGCAUGCGGAGUAGAUUUAGCUGCCGUAACGGUACUCUGAAAUUUGUGAGGCACCAAAUUUAACUGUAUUUUGGCAAUAACUUUCUUUGCUAUCACCUAAGCUAUACAGUGAGUACAGAUAUUACCAAAGUACGGUUAAAAUAUGAUAUCUUAUUGUAAAAAAAUUCUAAUCUAUAGCUGGCUCGUGAUGAGUAGAAGUUUGAAAAAUAUGAAUAAAAAAUUGCAAAAUCUGAAUAUCAUGCUUUAAGACAGUCUUGCAAGUUGAACUGAGUUUUGGAAUAUUCGAAAAA